This is a messenger RNA of Bufo gargarizans (Asiatic toad), 6826 nucleotides long. RefSeq names its product ubinuclein 1 (gene UBN1). Bases 721 to 4758 code for a protein of 1345 amino acids. Gene Ontology annotation, cellular component: nucleus. Lineage: Eukaryota; Metazoa; Chordata; Amphibia; Anura; Bufonidae. The record is from RefSeq and is a predicted model, not a curated record. The transcript has 18 exons.
GAUAAUGGCUGAGAAGAACUUCAGCCUCUAUUGGAUAAGAAAACGCAAGAACAUACAAAAAACCGCAUAUAAAUCGCAUUAAUACCGCAUCUGAUGAUUAUUUGGAUCUGAGACAUUCAGAUUCCCCUGAUCCUCUCCAGGUUUUCUAUGGAACAUUCCUUGUCAGCCACAAUGAAUAAAAAGAAGGCAAACUAGUCAGAUCCAACAGAGCCACUGAGGAAGAAGGUGGAUAUCCUUCGAAACGCGUCUGGCGUGGACCAAUUGGACCUGACUAUAAACCGCAACAGUUUGCCAUUUGAUAUUGGACAGAAGAAAGCGCUUUCUAGGAUUUAAAAAAAGCUUUAUGGACAUCGAGCAGACACCUAUGUACGUGACCGCACUAAAAGAGAGGUGGAGCACGUAUCCCAAUUAAGGACACCUAGGUGAACCUGCAGCGGAGUUGAACGAAUACCACCAGCAUUGUUACUCACAGCCGGACCUGGUAAAACACGGUAAUAUACCAGAGGAACCUGCAUUUAAAACAGCCAGGCCGUAUGCUAUCUGCGGCCCAGUGAUACAAUUUACCCAGAAUCUCCACCACGUGGGACGCCACGGUGAAGACGGCAGAAAGCCCGCAUGGUCCGCCCACAGUGAUGAGACAAGAGCAGAAACCUCCGGCCCCGUACACCCAAGCCAUCGGAUAGAGGAGCUGAGCCCUUGUUCCUGAUUUUGGGGGAGACCAUGGCCGAGCCCCGGAGGGUCCAGCUCUCCAGUGUCCCACGUCUGCAGCCGCCAUCUCCCAAGAAGCCUCGCAUGGAGGAGCCGGACUCGGAGACGUCGGUGGCCGCCACCGUUCGCAUUGCUCUGACGCUUUUCGAGCCGGAUCAGAAGAAAUGCCCCGAGUUCUUCUAUCCAGAACUGAUGCGGAAGUUACAGAGAAACGAGAAGCGAGCGGAGAAGCUCGAUAAGAAGCCGUUGGAUCCCUUCAGCAGCGAGGACGCCGCGAGGAAGGAAGUGGAGGCCUUAUCCAAGAAGUUUGAGGAGAAAUACGGAAAGAAACGGCGCAGGGACCGCGUGCAGGAUCUCGUUGACAUGGGCUACGGUUACGACGAGUCCGACUCAUUCAUCGACAACUCGGAGGCGUACGAUGAGCUUGUUCCAGCCUCCCUGACCACAAAGUAUGGAGGAUUUUAUAUCAACACGGGAACGUUGCAGUUCAGACAAGCGUCCGAAUCUGAAGACGAAUCUGUCCGAGAGAAGAAGAAGAAAUCUCCCAAGAAAAUGAAGGAGCGAGGAGACAAAGUGAAGAAGAGGAAACGAGAAGAAGAAAAGAAGAGCAAGAAAAGCAAAUGCUCGAAACCCGGGUUCACAGCUCUGAAUGGCACCAAGGAGAAGAAGAAGAAAAAGCUGAUGACCAAUCUCCAGGAGAUGCUGGCAAGAUUUGAAAGGGAUAAGAAAGCUUUUGAGACGUGGACGCCCAUGGUCACCGCUACCACCGAUGCACCCAAGACGUCCCCGAGCCUCCCCCCGCCACCCCCACGAGAGGCUGAGCCGGCGCCGGAUCCCCUGCUGUCCACCAUGGUGCCUGAAAGCAGGCUUCUCCAAGCGGCCAAUGCCUUCGCAGAGAAGAAGCUGGAAAGCCCGGACCCGACUCCUGAAAAAAGAAGCGGUAGCCCGCCAGGGGAAGUGGUCAAGGAGGAGUUUAAGAAGCCCCCGUCUGUCCUCGAGGGGCUGCCUCCUGCAAUUGAAAAGAAGAUUAAGGAGCUGGCAAAGUGGGUCCAGCUUCCUGAUGGCGACAAGAAGAUAAAACUGUUUUCGCCACAAAUGAACGCUGCUCUUCUAGACAUUUACCUGCAGUCUCGGGACCUGAGCUCCGGCCAGCGCUCUUCUGUAUUCAGCAAUCUCUCUUCCAUCCUCCCCUGCAGCAAGGAUAUGCUGGUGAGGUGGACCAGCCGCCUCUACUUACAAAAAAAGGGAGAGCGGUUGCGAGAACCUUUACGAAAGCUGAAAGAAGCGGUGGCGAAGGCGAUUCCGGAACAGAUCGUCAAGUAUCAUGCAGAGUUAAAGGUGCAUAACGAAGCCAGAUAUGCCAAGAUGUUGUCUGAAGACAAGGAGAAGGAGCAGAAGACGCUCUCGGAGGAGGAGGAAGAGGACAAGGGGAGCAAGAAAGCAGCCGGACCCCGCAAGAAGUUCCAGUGGACGGAGGAGAUCAGGCAGCUGCUGUGCCAGCUGGUGCGAAUGAAGGUGGAUAUAUAUGAGCCCGGGGGAUGUGGCGCCUCCAGCCUGGAGGAAUAUUUAAAGAGCUUCCUGGAUGAGGAGGUCAGACCUUUGUGGCCCCGCGGUUGGAUGCAGGCUCGGACGCUCUUCAGGGAGACCAGACGUGUGUACCCCCAGCUCCGCCCCCCGAUGGCAAAGAACAAAACGGUCAUUCCCCCGAAAAUCCGAGCAAAGGAAUCUUCUAAUAAGCAGGACAAGAGCGCUCCAGGCCCCUCUGCGGAAUCCCAAGGACCUGCGGUCACCACCGCCAGGGACAGUCCUGCCUCUGUUGCAUUUGCCGGAGGGUCCUUGGUGUCUGCUGACACUCAGGACAACUCCCUGGAUGGAGAUCUGAUCCACAACCCUCCCUCCCUGGAUGGCGUUUCAGAACACCUGACGGCUCUUUCGGGCAGAGCCUCCGGCCUGGUUUUUGAGUUUCCAGCCCCCUCGAAAUCUUCUGGUUCUGAAAAACCCAUCAUGGUGGUGGAGGAGAAGAAGAAGCCAUGCCCUCCUGUAUCUGCCACCAUUACUUUACAGCCAUCAGCACGGCCAGUUUUCCAUAAUAAGUUUAUGGCUACGGGCUCUGAGAAGAUGAUGAUGCCUCAGGUGUCCCUCCCAAAACCUGCGUCUGAAACGAAGCAGAAGGCUCCGUCUCAGCACCAACCGGGGCCAGCCAAGACUCAAGCUGCAAACCCGGUUGUGCAGUCCUCAGUGAAGGUCUACCAAAUGAGCAACCAAGCCACCAAGGGGAGCUUUACUCAUCCGAUCCAGAGUGGGGGCGCCAAGGUCUCCGCACCUUCACCGUCACAGCAGCCUCUCACCCCUCAGACCAAACCAGUCAAACCCCAGGGCAUCCCUCCUUCCUCAUCUCCUUCAGGUACCAGUCACAAGCCUGUAGUUCCUUUGGGAUUCAUAGUCAAGACUCCCAGUAACCCUGGCCUUGUUGGAGCUCAGGUCUACAGAGGAGCUAUCAACAGACUCCCCGCUCCUCCGCAUGGUAACACUAGUGGGCAAAAGCCCACCACAACCCUGAACCAACCCCCUACAUCUGCCAGUCGUAACCCUACCACAACACUGAACCAACCCCCUACAUCUGCCAGUCGUAACCCCACCACAACACUGAACCAACCCCCUACAUCUGCCAGUCGUAACCCCACAGCAACACUGAACCAACCCCCUACAUCUGCCAGUCGUAACCCUACCACAACACUGAACCAACCCCCUACAUCUGCCAGUCGUAACCCUACCACAACACUGAACCAACCCCCUACAUCUUCCAGUCGUAACCCCACCACAACACUGAACCAACCCCCUACAUCUGCCAGUCGUAACCCCACAGCAACACUGAACCAACCCCCUACAUCUGCCAGUCGUAACCCUACCACAACACUGAACCAACCCCCUACAUCUGCCAGUCGUAACCCCACCACAACACUAUACCAACCCCCUACAUCUGCCAGUCGUAACCCUACCACAACACUGAACCAACCCCCUACAUCUGCCAGUCGUAACCCCAAUGCAACCCUGAACCAACUCCCUACAUCUGCCAGUCGUAACCCCACGGCAACCCUGAACCAACCCCCUACAUCUGCCAGUCGUAACCCCACGGCAACCCUGAACCAACCCCCUACAUCUGCCAGUCGUAACCCCACGGCAACCCUGAACCAACCCCCUACAUCUGCCAGUCGUAACCCCACGGCAACCCUGAACCAACCCCCUACAUCUGCCAGUCGUAACCCCACGGCAACCCUGAACCAACCCCCUACAUCUGCCAGUCGUAACCCCACGGCAACCCUGAACCAACCCCCUACAUCUGCCAGUCGUAACCCCACGGCAACCCUGAACCAACCCCCUACAUCUGCCAGUCGUAACCCCACAGCAACCCUGAACCAACCCCCUACAUCUGCCAGUCGUAACACCACCACAACCCUGAACCAACCCCCUACAUCUGCCAGUCGUAACACCACCACAAUGUCCACCAAAAAGCCCCCUCCCCAGAAACUGACCCUGAUGGCUCCUCAAAGCUCUGGAGGAGGAACGCAAGGAGUGGCCAAGUUACUGACAUCCUCUAUGGUGGCUGGAGGAGGAAAUGCGACGUCGAUCGUCAGUUCACAGAAGGGCAGUGCAGCUCCUGGCUUGCUAGGCCCAGCCCCGCUGACCAUCCUGACCUCGUCUUACAAACAGAACGGCGUGAGGAUGCCCGCACCGGCCGCGCUCGGCCUCCUCUCCCCCAUCACCACCUUUCCUUUGCACGUCGUGUCCUUUACCACUGAUCCUCCUCCAAAAGCCAGAGCUUCGAAAGAUGCCAUUGUCACCGGGCCGGCCCCGGGCACCUUCAACCAUGGACUGCAAAGGAGUAUCCUGGGUGGUCUACACACCAGCACAGGCCAUCCUUCCACCCCCAUCCCUCACCAGGCCGUAUCUGGACACAUGCAGCCAGCACAGACAGCAGAUGGCACGCACACUCACAGCAAGGGAACUGUGCCCUCCCAGAUGAGACCUGGCCGACCGAACAACCCCUGAGGACCCGGGGGGAUUGAGGACUUGCAGCUUUUCCAUGACUCAGACUUGUUUUCUACUGGGCGGCAGCGGACGGACGCUGCAGCUUUUAUAUUUGUAGAAAUUAGAAUUUUUUUUUUUUUUUUUUUAAAUAGACCGGAUUUAUACCGCCGCGUCUGCUCCUUAUUUUGUAUACAUUUCUAUGGUGAUGGCCGGUAUAUGCAGAGCGGACCUGACAUUGGCAUUUGGGACAUUAGCAGUAGGUACAGGUAGGUGGGCGUCUCUCCCAUCCCCCUCUACGGGGGGGCAUCACAGUGUGGACGGACACGGGAGGCACCAACAGUCUUAUCUGUAAUUAUGUAGCAAAAAAAUCUCCAAUUGAGAUCAGUGGAUGGCGGCCAUUGCAUAUGAAGCAAAGGAUUCUGGGAGGGAGAGCGUUACGGACCAAAGUCUUCCAUGUCAUGACAAUCCACGAGACGGUUAUCAAUGGCGGGGGACACCCUGGAACGACAUGCACUAUGUGGUCACCCCCCCCCCUAUAGGCACUGACAAGAACUAUUUUUAAUAUUUUUUUUGCAAUAUUUGAGAACUAUGUGUUUUACCAGUCGUCGCGGGAGGCGGGGCUUCGCCGUUUCCUCCGGUCGUUCGUUUCUAGCACUCUGAUGGAGCCAGGGCAUUUCUGAGCUCAGCCUCUUGCACUAGUUUUGUACCGUUCUGCUGAAUGUUGGCGCUUUUGCUGUGUACGAUGGCGCGUGUGGCGGCACAACGCGUUUUUAUAGCUAUUUGAUAGUGGUUUUGAUACUGGAUUCAUUGUAGAAAUGUACGUCCGAGCUUCUCGCUGCAGUGCAGCUCUAUGGUGGAGGGUCUAAUCCUCAAACUGGGGAGCACUUAAAGGGGCUGUUUCAUCAAAGACAACCCCCCGUCAAUCAGGCGAUCCAGCUCCUGAAAAACAUUGCAGCAGAAUAUUACAUUCAUAGAAAAACAGCUGCAGUUUGUCGCAGUGUAUCAGCGCAGCUAUACCAGCCUGAAGGCCUGGACAGGAGGGAGAAUUUCCUACACUGAUACACUGUAAAAAUUCCAGCUGUUCGAGCCGGUCUAAAUGAUUGGCCCCUGAAUGUAAGCAAGGAUCUUUCAUUGCCUGACUGCUAGCAGAGAUCUUGAAAUUGGUGAAGAAAUAAAAAGCAGAAAACUUGACACUACGAUUAGGCUCCAUUUGAGUUUGGCCCCAGAACCCUUUAAUAUUCGCUCUUUGGGGCUCUUGUUUUCGACUCCCUCCUAUAAUCUUGUUUUGAGGGGGUCGAGGAUCUGUCCUGAUUGUUGGGGGGGGGGGGGGGGGGUGUCAGGGUUGUUUCUUAUUAAAUUAGAAAAGCAUAGCUGCUUUCUUCCAAAAACAGCGCCACACCGGUCCACAGGAUGUGUGUGGUAUUACAACCUUUUCCCAUUCACUUCAAUGGAGCUCAGCUGCAGUACCAGGCACAACCUGUGGACUGAUGUGGCACUGUUUUGGAAGAGAGAAGCCAUUUUUAUUUUUUUUUCUAAUCCUGGACAAGCCAUUUAAAAUGAGUAGGUGUCUCCACUUGUCUCUUGGUUCGAGGUGCUAGCUCUUCACGUAUGAAAAUCUGAUUACUAAUACCAGCUGUGGUAAGGGAUGAUAUCAAUCUCCUUCUCUGCUGGCAGCACAGAGUCAAUCCACUUCUGAGGUGAACUACUCCUGUCUGACAGUUUGGUUGCUGUGGAUAUGCGGCCUAGCAGUUACAACAGGGUUGACAGGCAGCAAGUCCCUAGUAACCAGUCUGUCUCGGAUUACUCUGGUCUGCAGCUCAAGGCAGGAUUAGCAGAAAGCAGAAAAGGUUCAGCAAUCCUGCCUUUGCCAGUCAUUAGUAAUCAGAGUAGGUGGAUGGUGGAUUUCAUGAGGAUGGCGAUUUCUGUUUCAGAUGCCUUGGAGCAGUUUAAAUUGUAUCUGUUGUAUAAGUUUACAUACCCUUCAGAGGGGUCGUCCUGAGAUUUAAACUUAAUCACCAAUUUAGGCUACUUUCACACUUGCGUUAUUCUUUUCCGGCACAGAGUUACGUCCUAGGGGCUCACUACCGGG